Molecule: messenger RNA, 598 nt
Organism: Colossoma macropomum (tambaqui)
Lineage: Eukaryota; Metazoa; Chordata; Actinopteri; Characiformes; Serrasalmidae
Product: membrane-spanning 4-domains subfamily A member 15-like
Exons: 6
Coding region: 72-566 (164 amino acids)
Cellular component (GO): membrane
Source: RefSeq, a predicted model, not a curated record
AAUGUAGAGCAGUGAAUUAACAGCACAAAGACAGCGCAAAAACAAGUUACAGGAUUACAGCUUGUGUUAGAAUGGCUACCAGUGUUGCACCUGUGGAAAACACUAGAAAUGGCUUCACCAUUGUGACCCAUGUGAUCCCACCACAAACAGCUCCAGCUGGAACAGGACAACAUGAACCAGGAACUGGAGCAGGAGGCUGCACCAUAGGAGAACCAAAAGUGCUUGGGACUGUCCAGAUAAUGAUUGGGCUCUUAACCCUUAUGUUUGGCAUUGUUUCAGAAGCCUCCUUUAAAACUCUUUCUGGCUACAUUGGCAUCACCUUUUGGGGAUCAUUGAGUUAUAUCAGCUCUGGUGCUCUGUCUGUUGCUUCAACAAACCACGCUUCUUCAUGUGUGGGCGCCACACGUGGAAUUAGUGGAGUGCUGCUGGUUUUCUCUGUUCUUGAGCUCUUCAUCUGCAUCUGCACCUCUGGGUUCACCUGCAAAGCCACCUGCUGCACAGAUCUUAUGACAGUGUUUCUCGUCAACAAUCCUGGCUACGUCCAACUAGUUGAAGAAAAUGCUUGACUUGCCCUCAACAUAUGCUUUGUAAGAUUGUG